This is a messenger RNA of [Torrubiella] hemipterigena, 1492 nucleotides long. NCBI's taxonomy places the organism in Eukaryota, Fungi, Ascomycota, Sordariomycetes, Hypocreales, Clavicipitaceae. The record is from the annotation of a GenBank genome assembly.
GUUCACGACGGUGUGACUUUUUAACCUUGCUCGUUGGAUCUGCAAUCAAAAUAUCUUUGUCACGAUUUCCCAAAAGUUAGCAUUCCCCUCAGUUUCUUACAUUGCUCUCGUUACCGUCUUCCUGCCUGUAUUUCCAGUCUCUACGCGCCGACGUCCACCGUUGGCACACACUUUCGAUCCGCUUCUACGCGCCAAAGGUUUACGCAAACGCAAAUCACCAAUCACCAAAUCGAUAGCCUGAUAACAUGUCUCUGUGUCAGAACCGUUUAUUGGAAGAGCGCAAGCAGUGGCGGCGCGAUCACCCCUUUGGCUUUGUCGCAAAGCCCCUUCGAGGAAAGGAUGGCGUUAUCGACAUGAAGAACUGGGAGUGCAGUAUCCCUGGAAAGGAAAAGACUAUAUGGCAUGGCGGCCAGUUUAAGUUGACUGUCGCUUUUCCCGAUGAAUAUCCGACCAAGCCACCAAAGUGCAAAUUUGUUCCUCCUUUGUUCCAUCCCAACGUCUACCCGUCUGGAACUGUCUGUCUCUCGAUCCUCAACGAAGAAGAGGCAUGGAAGCCUGCCAUAACGAUUAAACAGAUUCUGCUCGGCAUCCAGGAUCUCCUUAACGACCCCAACCCGGACUCUCCAGCUCAGGCCGAAGCCUAUAAUCUCUUCAAGAAGGAUCGCGCCGAAUACGAGAAAAGAGUUAAGCGUGUCGUCCGCGAAAACCCAGCACCUUGAGCUACGCGAAGCUGGGAGGUGUCGACUUGCGUACUGUUUGCAACGGCGUUUUAGAGAUACGAAUUACGAGCGACCCAUUUCGAUUUGCCUUUGAUAUCAUCAUUCCCUUUUGCUUAAGAUUUCGCAUUCCCCUUGUACUUCUUUUAUUUUACUUUUUUUCACAAUAAGCGUCUGUUGGUCGUUGGCAUACGCGUAGGAUGUUUAGGGUAGACAAUCACUGGCUAACAAGCAGUACUGUUGUGACGAUAUGCAUGGCAGAAGUUACAAUUGGUAAGCCAUUGAUUACAAAAAAAAUACAUUUACCAAUAUAUGCGGUUCCACAUUGUUGCAAGAUGGACCAGAGCUUUACCAGGGGCCGUAACACAGAGAGCGGCAAUGGAGAUGGUAACACACGUCGCAGUAACGCAGAUUGUGUCAGGAGCGCAGGAUACCGUGCAAUACGCGACUAUCCGCGAUAGCUUACAGCCAGAAGAUAUGGACACCGUGAAGCCUUCUUCCAAACAAUCCUGUCAUCACCCUUAUAUCAGGUUGUCCGCUUCUUGCCCGUCUUAUAAGCAUGGAGUUACUCCACGGCCGACCAAUAAGAGCGUCUGGAAUUUCAAACCGUGCCGGCAUGCAUCCGCCUGGCGGCGCCCAGCAUGCCGAAGUCGGAACCCACUCUCUGCUUGCGAUGAGUCUUCACUUCUAUGUCCAACCGUUUUUGUACAGUGGACACCACCCAGUUAUAGCGAUGUGAAUCCACUGAAGUUGCACCAAACAGCACCAUAGUGGCC